Messenger RNA from Rotaria sordida, 2179 nucleotides. Lineage: Eukaryota; Metazoa; Rotifera; Eurotatoria; Philodinida; Philodinidae. The record is from the annotation of a GenBank genome assembly.
AUGAACAAUAUAACAAAUGCUCAAAUAUGCACGCCAGAUGUAUGCAAUAAGCAUGGUACAUGUAUUCCGAAUACUUCUAGUUCAUUUAUUUGUCAAUGUGAUUCGGGUUUUGUCGGAUCGACAUGUGAUCAAGAAUUAGAUGAAUGCGCAUCGCACCCCUGCGCAAACAAUGGUACUUGUAUUGACUUAGAAAAUGGUUUUCUUUGUCAUUGUUUACAUGAAUGGAAUGGUACUUUAUGUACAGAACUUAAGAAUCCAUGUCAAUCAUCUCCAUGUGGUCCGCUUGGUAAAUGUAUUCAAACAAAUCAAGUACAAUUACCAUAUUAUUGUGAAUGUCCAGAUGGACAAAAUACAGUGUUUAAAUGUGCCGACCCAAAUCCAUGUCUACCAAAUCCAUGUGGUCCUGGAGAUUGUGAAAUUACUGCAAAUUUACUCAAUGGAUACAUUUGUCGAUGUCAUGAUGGUACCAUUCAAAUGACGAAUUGUUCAACACCAAAAAAUCCUUGUGCAACAUUACCUUGUGGAACACAAGGACGCUGUUUAACUCUAACAGCAGCUCCAAAAGGUUAUAUGUGCAUGUGUCAAAGCGAUGGUAUUACUUUUACAACUAUUGAUACAUGUCCAACUACGAAUUCAAUUUGUACCCAUUUGACGUGCAAGAAUGGAGGCACUUGUAUACCAUAUUCAGUUAAUGAAGCAUCAUGUAGUAUUGGACAAAUUGGUUCUACUUGUUGUCAAUGUCCACCUAAUUAUACAGGUCUACGAUGUGAACGAGAAAUUGAUUUUUGUUCAUCAAAUCCAUGUAAAACAAAUGGACGUUGUCUAUCAGGUAAAUCUGGAUAUCGAUGUCAAUGUUAUGAAGGAUUUACCGGUGAAAAUUGUGAAGUUCGAAUUACACGAUCAGGUUGUUUAUCAAAUCCUUGUACAGUUGGUAUUUGUUAUCAAUUACAUCAAAAUGGAGCUUCUUACGUUUGUAUUUGUCCAGAUGGUACACUCAGUCUAUCGUGCAAUUCAACUAAUUCAACUCGAAAUCUCUAUGCAUUACCAACAAUACCAUCACCGACAACAACUCCAAUAGUUUCAUUAAUGUUUGGUAAUAGUGGAAAAUAUGGUUCAGAAACAAAUGGUAAUAUUGUUCCAUCUAUAUCAACAUGUAGUCCAUUAUCAAGAAAUGUAUGUAAUGGUGGUCAAUGUAUAUUAGUUGGUGGAACAACUUAUGGAUGCCGAUGUCGAGAAGGUUAUACAGGAGUUUAUUGUGAAAAUAAUAUAAAUGAAUGUGCUUCAAAUCCUUGUUUGGGAGGUGGUACAUGUUAUGAUCUUAUUAAUGCAUAUGCAUGUUUUUGUCCUGAUCGAGUUUUUCGACCACAAUGUAAUACAACCGGUGUAUCAUCAACUGUUACAGGUUCUUCAGUUUUAAUGAGUAGUAGUAAUCAUAAAAUAUCAAGUAGUCAAGGAGAUAAAUCAUUACAUUAUACUUGCCAUUGUCGUCAUGGUGGUUUAUGCUAUACAAGUACAACUGGUGCAAAACUUUGUCAAUGUCUCAAUGGAUUUACUGGACCAUUGUGUGAAAUAUCAAUUUCUUCGGGUAUAAGUCGUGGUCAAAGUGUAUGUAGUCAGUCGAUAUGUCAAAAUAGUGGAACAUGUCAAGAACAAGGAGGUACUCCUAUUUGUAUUUGUAAACCAGGUUUUACUGGUCAACGAUGCGAAUCUGAAUAUUUUCGUUGCCAAGCUAAUGGUCGUUUUUCUGAUGUAUCAAGUUGUAAACAAGGUCGAUAUUUUGAAUGUGUAUAUUUUGGACAAUAUGAUUUGGGUUUGCCCAAUGGAGUUCUUUAUAGUCGUAGUUGUCCGCCUGGUCUUUGGUUUAAUGCAUUGAAUGAUCAAUGUGAUUAUCCAACUGGUGCAAUUAGUCAAGAAGUUGAUAGUGGUAAAACUGGUUAUCAUCCAUUGAGUGAAGGUGAUAUUGCUAAAUUGAAUAACGCACUAGAAAAUAAACGACCAGAUUUUAUGGAUAAUCCUUCGUUAGAACGAUAUGAAUCAUUACAUAUUCUUGGAAAACUAUAUCGUGCUUCAAAGAAAACAUUACCUGGAUGGAAUCGACUUCUUCGAUAUCAUCAUCAUUUACGACAUUUACAAGUUCGAACACGAGAUGAACCUGAAAAGGAAGACAAUGAAAAAGAAC